UGUAUCUGUUCAUACAUGUGUGCGCGGCUGUUACUGCUUGGAAACGGAACCGUUGUGUCAGAGUCAUGUUGCUGUGGGGACAGUACUAUAGAUCGCACAGUGCUUUUUCCGGAAGUGGAUUGCACGUGUGUAAUACAGGGUACAGCUGGACGUUUGGAGUUGCAGAUCAGUCAAUUAGCCGUCAGAAUGCCUAAAGCUCCACAUAAUAAAGGUAAACAAGAAAAGAAAGUCAUCCAUCCGUACAGUAGAAAAGCUGCUCAGCUUAGCACGAGAAGGUCCAUAAACAGGACAGAAAGAAAAGAAAAGUUAAAAAAUGAAAAAGCAAUAAAACUAAGUAUAAUUGGUGAGAAACUUCAGUGGUUCCAGAGUCAUCUUGAUCCUAACAAAUCAGAAUUUACCAAGAAUGAAACUUGUGAUCUAAUCGAAAGCUACUUGCAUCGAUUCGAUAGUGAGUUAGAACAAAUUGAACUGCACAACAGCAUCAAAGGUAGACAAGCAAGGCAGCAUGGCUCCCGGGAGACUGUCAUUAAACAGACCAUAGAGCGUGAAAGGAGACUGUACAAUGGAUAUGGAAUGGAGAUACCAGAUAUUGUGAAUUCAAAACAUCUAAAGACUUUCAGAGAAUGGGAUUUGGAUCUGAAGAAGCUGCCAAAUAUUAAAAUGCGCAAAUUUUCUGUCAGCGAUUCACUUCCUAAAAGUGAGAAAGAUCUUUCAGCCAAAGACGACAAAGAGGAAGAAAACCUGGAAAAUGAAGAAAAGUCUUCUCUCGAGUCAGACAGCGGAAGUGAGUGAAGUGUACAGAGAGGCUGUUCAAAUAUGAAAACAGCAAAACUACAUAGAAACGGCUUCGAAGGCAAUAUCUUCCAUACUUGGAAUGCGAAAUGAAGAAUGUUAUUUGAAAUUUGUCACAUCUUACAUAACUGUUAUUCAUAACAGAACUUUUUAUAUGCUUGCAAGAUCUUUUGAUGUUAUUAACCCAGAUUGGUGGGAGCUCUUCAUACAAGGCCCAAGUGAAAAAAUAAUAGUUUUUCUGAUGUGCCAUGGCAUACAGCUCUAUAUGUCUCAAGUGAGAUGAUUAACUGAAGAGUGAGCAUAUUUCAAGAAGUGUUAGACUCACUCGAUGUGCUACAGAUAAUUGCUAUCUCUAGUAAAGACUGUGCAUGAAUUUUAAACAUUUUUUUUUCUGUGAAUAUAAAUCUGUAUAUUUAACCAGG
Rana temporaria (common frog) is the source of this 1214-nucleotide messenger RNA. It is a transcript of the gene TMA16, whose product is annotated as translation machinery associated 16 homolog. The transcript has 8 exons. Gene Ontology annotation, cellular component: nucleus. The record is from RefSeq and is a predicted model, not a curated record. Bases 16 to 792 code for a protein of 258 amino acids. NCBI's taxonomy places the organism in Eukaryota, Metazoa, Chordata, Amphibia, Anura, Ranidae.